CCGGUCCACACAUGAUGAAGCCACACAUGUCCGCCGUGGUGCUCAGAUCCCGGAGGGUGGCGGCCAUCCUGCUGGCCGUGGUCCUGACGGCGGUGCUGGCCACGGCGGCGAGCGGCGACCAGGCGCGCGGAGCAAAGUGCCCCAACUGCCUCUGCUGCGGUAAAUACGGCUUCUGCGGCAGCACGCCCGACUACUGCGACGUCGGCUGCCAGAGCCAGUGCCGCGACGGCGUCAUGGAGCAGGCAUUGCCGACCGAAUCGGAUCCUGCUACAAGAGCCACGGCGACGUCCUCGGCGUCGGCUAAGGGAGUACCGGCCUCGACUCCUACACCUAGCUAGCUAGAGGAUGUAUCGACCUUGAACAACGGGCUCUAAUCGAUCAUGGUUGGGCUCGCGUCGCAGUGAAACUGGCCGGUCACUAGCUACAUGUAGUACGUAUGAGUCCAUAAAUAAAUAAUCUCA
This is a messenger RNA of Hordeum vulgare subsp. vulgare (domesticated barley), 461 nucleotides long. Its product is annotated as antimicrobial peptide 1b-like. The transcript has a single exon. Gene Ontology annotation, molecular function: chitin binding. NCBI's taxonomy places the organism in Eukaryota, Viridiplantae, Streptophyta, Magnoliopsida, Poales, Poaceae. The record is from RefSeq and is a predicted model, not a curated record. The coding region runs from base 12 to 338 and encodes 108 amino acids.